UCUUAAACUAUAUCCACGAUGAAAUCAGUCAUAUUUAAUGUCCUAAUCCAACUGAAUUUUUUCAUACAAACAUCAAUAAUUAAAUUUAUUUUCCAGGUUUCUUGUUUUAUUCUGGCUGUAGCCUUACGAACGGGACAAGCCGGGGUUAUUCACAACGAUCAAGCCCAACAACAACAACAACAACAACAACAACAACAACAAUAUCAAGAAACCCAACAACAACUACAACAUCAGCUUCAGCAACACAUUCAGCAACAAAUGCAGGAACAAAAUCAGCAACAAAAUCCACAUUACGAUCAACAAAAUCAAGCGAGUUUGGAUUAUCAUCAACAGGCGUCGGAAUACGGCUCGAAUGAUUUAUCUCAUCACGAGGGACAUCAAGAAAUAGGAGAAGGAGGCUAUGGAGGUGGCCAGGACUUCCACGGUUACUCUGGCGAUUCUGGAGGCGCUGAACACAGCCAUGGAUCUUACGAAUCUCAUUCAUCCGGGGAAAACUUAGGAAACCUCAUUUCCCACGGCAUCAACAUAGGAUCCCAUGACAGCGGACACCACGAAGAACACGUAGACCUUCAACCAAAAGUACAAGUCCAACAUGAUUAUAUUCCAACGCAUACAGUCGAACAUACACAGGCAGAACCUGUAGAAGUUGUUAAAAAAAUCGGAGUACCAGUUCCGCAUCCCGUCGGAGUACCCACACCUCAAAUCAUUAAAGUUCCAGUACCACAACCCUAUGCAGUACACGUACCGGUACCUCAUCCAAUCCAUGUGCCCAUUUACAAACUGGUAGCUAAAGAAAUCGAAAAAAGAGUCCCUAUUGAAGUUGAAAAAUUGGUACCGGUCUACGUUGACAAGCCUGUAAAAAUCGAAGUCGAGAAACAUCAUGUCGAGUAUGUAGACAAACCCUACCCCGUACACGUUCCAGUUUACAAACAUGUUUUGCACUCGAGUGGCCACAAAAAGUGGUGAAGACUGAUUGUUUUAUGGACUUAUAUAUACUCAUUUAUUCCCAAAUCUAGGUCAAAAGGUGAAAUCAUAAAAUUUUGUUUGUGAUUCUGCUGCGGACCGAGAGUAAGAUAAUGAGAAUUUUAUUUAUUAGUCUCUGUUUAGCUUCAUACUUUUGUAUUUGG
Psylliodes chrysocephalus is the source of this 1127-nucleotide messenger RNA. The record is from the annotation of a GenBank genome assembly. Lineage: Eukaryota; Metazoa; Arthropoda; Insecta; Coleoptera; Chrysomelidae.